AUAAAUAUCAAUAAGCAAGCCAUGCUACUUUGAAAAAGAUCAUGGGUGUAAUAACUUGUGACGCUGAGUUAACUUCCUCAGUUCCUGCAGCUAGAAUGUUCGAGGCUGUUGUCCUCGACUCGGACAACCUCAUACCUAAGAUCAUGCCUCAGACUAUAGAAAGUGUCGAAAUCCUCAAGGGAGAUGGAGGUGUUGGAACCAUAAAACUCGUUAAUUUUGGCGAAGGCAGCCAGUUUAAGAGCGUGAAGCACCGUGUGGAUGCUCUUGACAAAGAAAAUUUCAAACAUAGUCACAGCAUUGUUGAAGGGGAUGUUCUCAUGGGAAUUUUUGAAUCAAUCACCUAUCAUAUCGAAAUUGUAGCCACUGCUGAUGGAGGAUGUAUUUGUAAGAACAGAAGCAUUUACAACACCAAGGGUGAUGUUCAAAUCACUGAGGAGAAAAUUAAGGCAGGCAAAGAGAGAACCGUAGCAAUGUUCAAGGCUAUCGAGGCCUACCUUCAGGCCAAUCCAGAUGCCUGAAUCGAGCAUACCACAUUUGACAAAGUGAACUUGACGGUGGUUGAGCUUGACAGUGUGAAGAAAAGAACUCAAUUAUACUGUUCAAUCACAUUCAAUAUCACGAGCUUAAUUAUGAGUGCCAAACUUGCAGUUUACUUUUCCGAACUAAAUACUGAUUUCACAAAAAUAUUUAUGGUUCUCUUUAAUGUUAUUUUUUUUACUAGUUUUGCUGACAAGUUGUACUUCAGUACUGUGUUCCAUCAUAAAAAAAUAUUUCUUGUAUUAUAUAACAUAUUGAAUCUUAAAGAAUGAAUUUUAA
Olea europaea var. sylvestris is the source of this 816-nucleotide messenger RNA. RefSeq names its product major allergen Pru ar 1-like. The record is from RefSeq and is a predicted model, not a curated record. Gene Ontology annotation, biological process: defense response; abscisic acid-activated signaling pathway. Bases 42 to 518 code for a protein of 158 amino acids. The transcript has a single exon. Lineage: Eukaryota; Viridiplantae; Streptophyta; Magnoliopsida; Lamiales; Oleaceae. Gene Ontology annotation, molecular function: abscisic acid binding; protein phosphatase inhibitor activity; signaling receptor activity. Gene Ontology annotation, cellular component: cytoplasm; nucleus.